Pseudopipra pipra is the source of this 14241-nucleotide messenger RNA. RefSeq names its product F-box and leucine rich repeat protein 4 (gene FBXL4). Lineage: Eukaryota; Metazoa; Chordata; Aves; Passeriformes; Pipridae. The transcript has 9 exons. Gene Ontology annotation, cellular component: SCF ubiquitin ligase complex. Gene Ontology annotation, biological process: SCF-dependent proteasomal ubiquitin-dependent protein catabolic process. Gene Ontology annotation, molecular function: protein binding. Bases 3368 to 5230 code for a protein of 620 amino acids. The record is from RefSeq and is a predicted model, not a curated record.
AACCUGGUGUAUACAUGUUGUAUAUACAAUAUUUGCUUCUCUUGAAAUAGUAUGAACUCUUGUCUAUCACAUGCUUUUCCAGGGAUGGCUCAGGGAUGAAAUAUGCCAUCAUUCCUUUUUUUUAUAUAAAUCUAGUAUCUGUUACUUGUUACAUUUUUACACAAAUCCUGCAUUACAGUCUUAGAAAACUUUCUGUAUGCAUAACGUGAAGGGAAGAAAGGGUAGUCAUGAUAGAAAAAGGGAAUUUGCCCAUAUAAUUGAAAUAGUUGUCAAGUAAUAUUCUGGGUAGGAGAUACUGUAAAUAAUGUAAUGCACUGUAAUGUAUUUUGAAAGAAGGUAGCUUCUCUCUAAGUUUUAUUCCAGGUCUAGUCCAGUGUGGUUUUCUGGAGUCCAGUCUGUCUUGUAAAACUGGAAGUAACAUUUCAGUGGCCCUUUGAGCUGGUCUGACUUGGGGCCCUUGCAGUCUUAUUGCCCCCUCGAGCCAGCACUGACUUCAUGUUUUGGUUCAGGGAGAAGAACAGACUUGCUUGCAGGAGUGUUUAGUGUGCCUGGGCAAGCCCCAGGACUCAUCUGACUCCCCAGCAGUGCUGGCUGGAGAGGUGGCUGUGAAGCAGAGAGCGAUAGGUCUGUGCAGCAUGAGAUGGGAGGGCAGAGCUCAUGCAGCCCUGGAGAGAGGCUGGGAAUCAGAUCCAACCUGGAAGUGCAAAAUGGACACGUAGACAUAGGAAAGCACCUCACAAUGUUAUUGUAUGUUCAUAACAUAUUGCUUUUUGCUUCUAAUAAAACUGUUAGUGUCUUCUGUGCUAGUCUCUGGUGGCUGUUGAAGGUUCUGGUGUUUAAUAGCAACAUUUCAGUCAAUUUAAUGAUAUGAAGGAAACCAAAUAAAAGAAGUAGAAGGCUGCUGCUUGGGAGGAGGAUAAAAAGAUGCAUUUAAAAGAAACCUUUAUUAAUCUUCACUUUGGCAUAAUUAUGCCUGUAAAAAGAAAAUCAAUAAUAUGCAACAGGCCAAGGACGCUGCCAGAGAUUGGAAGGCAUAGUUACAUGGGCUAAACGGAUCUCUUUAAAAUAAUCAAGCAGUUUGUGGGAGGGAGGAGUUUUCCACAUAAAAUUUGCAUGUAGAUGAAGUGCUCUGCUCCAGAGCUGUUUGUCUUGAUGUUCUGCAUAGAUCUGAGUCUGCAUUUUUAUCUUUUUUUGCAAAGUUAAAUCCUUUUAAUUAGAAAUCGGCUUGACCUGUGUUAGUUCCUGAAAAAAUCUCUUUGUAUCAUCUGACCCUACUGAUCUGUAUUUAAUGUAAUUCUUUCACUAGCUUAUUAUCCUUUAACCUCUGGAGCAAUUUUUCAUUGGUCUUUUAACUCCACACAAUCAUUAAUGCUUGUUUUAAAAUGCCAGAAGAAGACUUCCUAUUUGUAUUGUAGUCCUAAUGCUUACUUAAUCCUUCUUUUAGAAUAGUUUUCUCUUUCCUCUUACUUGUUAUAAACAACUAAAUCCUAUAUUGUUCUUAACUCUUUAGAACUAAUUUACUUCCACUUCUAUUAUUUAAACUAAUACAUUUUUAUGAAAGCUCUCUGUUCCUACUUACUUACUUUUGAGCCUGUUGACUAGUGCCAGCCAAAAUUGAUAAAGUUGUGUCAGCAUCGAGGAUAUGAAAUUUUUGCAGGUUUUAUGAAAUCAUCAAGUUGCCAGAGUAAGAAUGACCCACUCUGUUUUUGCUAAUGGAAAAUCUGCAGCAUGAUUUCAAGUUAACUGCUCUGUUAUAUGUGGCUUAAAGUGGCCAGCUAGUUGAUGUACAGCUCUGAACCACUCCACGAUUAUGCUGCUCUUGGAUGAGCUGAUAAGGAGCGCAGCUGGGUUUUACAGCAGCACUGUGGGAGCUCUGGGCUGUGGCUAGAGGCAACCUGAAUUUGCAGUGCAGACACGAAGUUGUGUAGGUUGUGUAUGUGAGAUAAAGUGAUUCCCACCUGAUCUUGAAGUACCCCAGCUGAAUGAUUCUUCAAAUUGAGAUCUGGAAAGCCAUAAUUUCCAUGGAGCAGCCUUCAAAUCAUGUUAAUUGGUGAAAUUUUGAGUUAGAAUGUAGUGUAUAUGCUGAUUUACCCAUGAUUCCAGGGCUUGAUAGCAGAACAUUUGUUGAAGUUUAAUGUCUUUUGGCAUAUUUUGUAUAUAGAUUUUUUAAGAAGGAAAAAUCUAGAAGGAGAAUGUAUGUGUAAUCUUUGCUUACAUCAAAGCAUCUCUGCUUUGAAAAAAUAAAAUAGCAGUUUUCAGUUUCAAGUUGUUUACUUUGGUUUUUUUGUUUUGUUUUGUUUUUAAGGAGGAGAGAUUCGGGAUUGUGCUGCUUUUUUCCCAGUGCCUUUUCUAAAAGGUGGUUCAGGUUGUCUGGGGGAAAUAGACAUUAUUGGUUGUUGGCAUUCCAGGGGAGCUUGAAGUAGAACCAGCAUAUUGUCUUAUGCAUUCCCUUCUUCACUGAAUUUCAGAAGUAAUUCAUGUUGUUGACAGCUAUGUCAACAUGUGAAAAGGAAGGACAGGAACUAAACAAAAGGCAAAUAAUAGAAGAGUCAAGAAAGUGAGAAGUGAACACUUCUUUAGUAAAUUUUCUUUCUGUGAUAGGUAAGAGGGGCAAAUAGUGCAGCCUGUCCUUAUCUGUUACAGCACCACCUUGUUGGAAACGUUCAAAGAGAGCUGUUUGUACGUGUGUGUGUGUGUUUAAGUAUGGGAAAAAAGCAACUGACCUGAGAAACAUAUAUGGUGGAUUUGUAUAGAGGCAUACAAAAGUCUCCAUUUGUUUAAUUAUCUACCCUACUUUAAGCUUAUGCUUCCAAAAACUCUGAAGUGUGGCCUUGCUUGUACCCAUGGCAAACACUGAAUAUGUGGUUUGUCUGCCUGGCAGUGUGAGGCAUCAUGUUAGUUGUUGUUUGAGCUGUCUUCUGCAAUAGAAGAGUCAUGUCUUGUUUGGUUCAGAGAUUACCACAGCAUGUAAUCCUCUGAUAAACUAACUGGCAACUCCAGUACAGGCUGUUGAAGAAACAUUUAUUCUAUUUUGAGACAUGCUUAGUCAUCCCUGUUUUGGCCUCUUAACAGGUUGCAGGCAUUACUCCUUAUUCUCUCCUAUUAAAGCUGAUGAACAAGAAUUAAAAUGCUUUCUAUGAGAACUUCUGAUGCCAAGACUCUUUUGAAGACUUACUUUGUUGCAUGGCUUAAAGGCAGAUGAUAUUGUUAAUAAAUUCUGAACAUCCUUCAGGAGACUGGUGACCCUUCUAUCAUUGAUGUAUGCUGUCAUGGACAACUUCAAAUGCUCUUUUCCAAAACACCACAAGCAGUUAAUGCACCUUAUAAAGGACUCCUGACUUUUUGAUUCUUCCUAAGUCAAAUCUAGAUGUCACCAGUGUUUCCCAUGUUAACAGUUCUGAGCAUGUUUUACUAUAUGUGCCUUCGGCGCCGAGCUAGGACAGCGACGAGAGGAGAAAUGAACAGUCGGAGGGCGAUUGAAUCAAACACCCGAGCCUUACCUAUCAAUGUUGAAAUAGUUCAGUAUGCCAAAGAAGUGUUGGAUUUCAGCUCUCACUAUGGCAGUGAAAACAGCAUGUCAUAUACCAUGUGGAAUUUAGCAGGUAUUCCAAAUGUGUACCCUAGUUCUGGUGACUUUACUCAGACUGCUGUCUUUCGAACUUACGGGACCUGGUGGGAUCGUUGCCCCAGCGCUCGGCUGCCGUUCAAGAGGACACCAUCCACCUUCUGUAGCCAAGACUAUGUGGAACUUGCUUUUGAAGAACCAGUUUAUCCCACUGCAGUGCACAUUCUGGAAACCUAUCAUCCUGGAGCUGUAGUCAGGAUUUUAGCAUGCUCUGCAAAUCCUUACUCUCAAAAUCCACCAGCUGAAGUAAGAUGGGAAAUACUUUGGUCUGAGGCACCUACAAAGGUGAAUGGUCCUCAGGCUCGGCAGUUCACACCUUGUAUCAAACAGAUAAACUUUCCUACAAACUUAAUCCGACUGGAAGUGAACAGCUCUCUUCUGGACUAUUACACUGAAUUGGAUGCAGUAGUGCUACAUGGUGUGAAAGAGAGACCUGUGCUUUCACUAAAGACUUCAAUGAUUGAUAUGAAUGAUAUAGAUGAAGAUGAGGAUGAAGAAAAGUAUGGCUGUGGAAUGGACACCCUUAAUAAACAGUUCAGCAUCGUUACCCUCAGGGAAUGGCCGACUAACGGAUAUUUUGAUAAACUGCCUUAUGAGCUCAUCCAGUUGAUUUUGAGUCACCUUACAGUACCAGACCUGUGUAGACUAGCACAAACUUGUAAGCUACUCUAUCAACAUUGCUGUGAUCCUCUACAGUACAUUCAUCUCAGUUUACAACCUUACUGGGCAAGGAUUAAUGACACAUCUCUGGAAUACCUACAGUCUCGCUGCACUCUCAUCCAAUGGCUGAAUUUAUCUUGGACUGGAAACAGGGGAGCCAUCUCUGUUUCUGGAUUUAGCAGGUUCUUGAAAGUUUGUGGCUCUGAACUAGUACGUCUUGAAUUGUCUUGUGGCCAUUUCCUCAAUGAAGCGUGCUUGGAGGUCAUCACUGAAAUGUGUCCAAAUCUUCAGGAAUUAAAUCUCUCAUCAUGUGAUAAAAUACCACCUCAGGCUUUCAACCAUAUAGCCAAAGUGGGCAGCCUAAAGCGUCUCAUUCUCUACAGAACGAAAGUGGAGCAAACAGCCCUGCUCAGUAUUUUGAACUUCUGCUCGGAGCUGCAACACCUCAGCCUGGGCAGCUGUGUCAUGAUUGAAGAUUAUGACCUUAUAGCAAGCAUGAUGGGAGCAAAAUGCAAAAAGCUUCGCAGUCUGGAUUUGUGGAGAUGUAAAAACAUAACUGAAAGUGGAAUCGCAGAAUUGGCUUCAGGCUGCCAGCUUUUGGAAGAACUUGAUCUUGGUUGGUGCCCUACGUUACAGAGCAGCACAGGCUGCUUCACGAACCUUGCACGUAAACUCCCAAACUUGCAAAAGCUCUUCCUUACGGCCAACAGGUCUGUGUGUGACACAGACAUCGAGGAGCUUGCUGCUAACUGUACACAUUUACGGCAGCUGGAUAUAUUGGGGACGAGGAUGGUGAGCCCCGCAUCUUUAAGAAGAUUGCUGGAGUCUUGUAAAGAUCUUUCUUUACUCGAUGUGUCCUUCUGUUCGCAGAUCGAUAACAGAGUUGUGCUAGAACUGAAUGCCAGCUUUCCUAAUGUGUUCAUAAAAAAAAGUUUCACCCAGUGACUCCCUACAUAUGCUGCUGUGGAACUCAUUUGACAGAGUUGUUUCCUGUAAAUUUGUGCUGACUUUUUUAAAGAAGAAUAUAAAUCUGCUGUGAAAUAGUGGAAACUAUUAAUUAUCUAUACAAAUGGGUAAAAUACAUUAAAAUGUAUUAUGUUUCUUAAAGAGUUGAUGUUGUACCUAAGAAUUAUUUUACUCUGUGUUAAUUGGUAACACUGCAUGUUUUUAAAUACCAGCCAUAUGUUUGGCUUUAAUGAAAAGCAAAUGAAUGUCUUCUUAAAUGUCCCUUCAAAGGGUGUUACACACAGUAAACUAUGUUAAUGUCCAGGUGAAAGCAAACGUUCAAUAUUGAGCAGUAAGGAAAAUAUGGGUGCUUCCUUCUUAUGUGUUUGUGUGUGUAUAUAUAAAUGUAUACAGAUGUAUUUGUAUAUACAUACACAGAUAUUGUAGCAUUCUAGUUUGGCCUGCAGCAUAAGAUGCUGUGAUCUGGCCUAUAAUUAGUUAUUUGUUUUUAAAGCUGUUUAAGCUUGUAUAGGAACAGAUCAAAAAGGCACUUUGUCCUCUUCAGUUGUUUGGCAGUGAUCUGUAUCUGAUACAUUUUUCUCCCUUCCUCCGCCUGAAAUAGAUGUAGUGAUGUUUUACAGUCCAGCCUAAGCAACACAACAGAUAAAUGCAAGAACCUGAAACUCCUGAACUUAGAGCAGAAGCAAAAGAGAAAAUUGCCAUCUGUUUCUUGGUAUCGAUAUAAAAAGUUUGAGCCAGGUACUUAAUGUUGUAGCUGGUAAUGUGUAGAAAACUCCAGCGUAGUUUUUCAAAUUUCUGACAUGGUCAAGACUUGAUUUGUGAUACGUUUGAUUAUUGUGCAGAGUACCAUGAAAAGUAGAAUUUAGGGUAAUGUGUUAGCAACUGUCCCUUACACUGGCAUCAAAUUUACUAUCAAGAGUGAAAACAAGCAUCAUUGUUCAGUAAAACAGCAAUGAAAAUGUAAUGGGUUUGAAACGGGCAAUGUUGAUCUGGUGAUUUUUUAAUCACCAAACCUCAGUGUUGGAUUUGUUUUGUUUGGUUUUUUUUUGUUUUGUUUUGUUGUGUUUUUUUUUUUAAGAGAUGGUAGCUCAAAGUACUAUUGCGCUCUCUCUUUAGCACUGCUUAGCCUCUGGAGAAUGAAAACUGUGUUGGUGGACAAUUUCUGAAAGUUUCUUCCUUUUGCACUUUCUUGGAUGAAGCUUUUCACUUUUUUUUUUCUUUGAAUAGCACCACUAGAAUAUGUCACUAUAUACAGCUUGAGUUUAGAAUUUUGCCUUUUUGGCCAUUGUUGAUGAAUAUGGACCAUGAAAUAUAGCCUGUCAUUUGAUAUUGGCUCUAUUAUCCUUGUAUUGAUGGCAUUUAUUGCCUACUGGACUAAGAAGAAAAAUACUUUGUCUGGCAGAAGUACAUUAUUGUACUGAAGAUCAGUUGCAAAGAACACUUCAUUCAUGCAGUAAAUAACCAAACUGCUACUAGAGGACUGCUAUGAAUCAUUAAAAAUCUGACAAUCUCUCUGACUCCUGAAUGACUGCUUUGAUCUCUUUGUGCUGGUGCCAAUACUUUAGAGACCAUGUCAUGAAACAGCUACAGAACAUUCAUCUGAUUUUAUUGAAAGACCUGUUUCUUCAAAUUUUUAAAUUUUGCUGACUCUUUGGGGAAUUCCAGAUCCAAAGAAGGACAUGCACAGUUGGCUUUUUGAUUUUUCCCUCCUCACUGAUGGCACUAUGGGAUUUCCAACUGGAUUAUACCAUUCCAUUUUUUUUUCCUUUAGAAAUCUAGGCGUUGUCAGAGAACUUUAGAUUGAUUUACUUUUCUUCUACACUGAAAGAUGUCAACUUUGGUAUGAUUCUGUGUGAGACCUCAUUUCUUUCAAUUAUGUUUGGGUUCAUUUAUUGUUCUUGGAACUUUUAAACUUUUUUUAUCUAUAAGUAAUAUAUUUCAUUGUAAUUGAAUAUUAAAUGUUAUUAUUCUAGUUAUAGAAGAACACAAGUUCAGAUAAUGGGAGUUUACAAAGAACAGUGUUUCCAAACAAAUGUUUUUGUUGUAAAAUUUCACUUCUCAGGGGUGCAUCUAUGUUUAUCUCCUUUUUUUCUGAAGAGAUCCUUUUUGUUUGUUUUUCACUGUAAAUAGAAUGGGGUGCGGGUGAAAUGAUAGCCAUUGUGCCUUCAAACUGGUCAACUUGGUGGAUAAUACAGCUUAAAUUCUGUGGCAUCAGUGAGUCAAAUAAGUGGUUUUGUAAUCAUGUAUGUGUAAAGAAUUUCAUUCUCUGUUGCUUCUUAGGUAGCAUGAAGGAGGUUUAAAUUGACAUUUUGUUCAUACUGAAGUAUUUUCUAUUGUUUAUGUCAUGUUGUUUUUUUCAGGAAUUCUCUAUUGUCACUUGAAAGAUAAAUUGAAGUCAACUUUUUAUUUGGACUGUUUAAAACUUAGCUUUUGCCAACAUAGAAUUAAUUCAAACAGCAGAGAAGUGAUUGGGAGUGACUUCCAUCUGUAGUUCUAGACUUCAACCUUCAAUCAGAGAGUAAGAAGCUCUUUUAGCUAUGGCCUUAUAAGUCCUAAGAAGUCUUCCAGCAAAGAGAAGAUAGUCCAGACUUGAAAUUUGUAGUACUUGUAGGAAUAAAGAAAACAACAUGCUUUUAGACCUUCCUUAUAUGUCACAAAGAAGCAAGAACAGAUCACUGUCUUUUUAGUUCUGCUUUUUUGUACUUAAGUGGGUCUACCUAUUUAUACACAUGUAUACAUAAAUUAUAUGUGUACACGCAUAUGUUCAUGUGUAUAUAUGAAUUUUUUGGAUGUGUGUACAUACUUAAACAUAUAUGUAUAAAUCUCAAAGUUUGUCAUUUAGGAAUUACUUUUGUGAAGUGUAAUAGCAAAAAAUGUUUCAUAGCAAUUCUACUUUCAACUGUUGUUUUACUGUACCUGGAGACUCAGUUCCUCUCCACCCAUGCAGCAGAAAAAGCCUGGACAAGAGAUGUGCUGGAUUUCCUAUGUUGCUUUGCCAAAGUGCCUUUUGGUUUUUCUACACAUGAAAGGUGUUACAGGGUAUGAAGAGUGUGAAUGCAAAGUCCGGUAACUACUGUGGACUGUCUCAUUGUGAAGCAGUCAUAUAGCAGGAAAUUUAUAUUCUAGUUUCAUUUAAUCCAAAAUGAAUGAUGGCAAUUCCUCCAUUGGAGGAAUUUAAUUAUUCUUGAAUUGUAUUGUCAUCUCCAUCACUAGACCAUCCCUCAGUCACAUUAUCUAAAUUUUGCUUUUAAGGAUAUUCUUUUUGUUUAAUCUUGUCCUUUGAUCUCGUCUGUCUUUCUGAAGCUUUGUAAAAGAUGUGCUUUGGCAACCAAUAUUAAAAAACCAUGGCUAAUGUGUCCAAAAAAAGAGGUUUGCUCUGAACUGCUCCUGCUCUCACACUAGAAGGGGGCUUCCAUACCAUCUGUGAAAUUGAUGUGGGAUGGCAUGUAGGUAAAUACGUAAUUCCUUUGGUAAUUUUAAAAACUAGUAUGAUACCUUUAUCGUUUAAAGCCUCUUCUCUUCAAGGCUUCAAUUCAAUAGUGUACUUACUUGUAUUCAUAAUUCUGAGCUGUCUGGCUAGAUAGCUCUAUUGAAAUGGAUGGGAUUUCUGUUCUUUAAAUUACAUACCUGAUUAAGUACAUUAGUGAGCAUGACUUAUAUAGAAGAGUUUUGCAUAGGAGUUUGGACCUUAUAAUCUCCACGUACUUGGAGGUCCAAAUUGCAGACCAAAAAAACCCCCAAAACCAACCAACUAACAGAAACCACUAAAAAACUAGUAUUUUCUGUCUGAUUCUUUCCUUAGAGCUCCUAUGCUAACUUUUCCAGAUACAAGAUGUCCAGUAAUCAUGGUACACGGUGAGUAGAAUUCAUCUCACUGAAUGUUAGCUCUCUUAAAGUUAGGCAUCUCCUUUAUGGGAGGAAUCUGGGCACCUCUAGAGAUAUAUUAAUCACCCCCUAAGACAGAUAUUUAAGGAAAGUAGAAUGAAUCAUGUUCUGGAGAGCCUCUCUGGAGACUGUGGAAUCUGUAAUUUAGCUCAGGUCAGAUACUAAACUGAGAUUAAUUCUAUCCGGUGUUGUACUAGCUGUCUUGAAAAACAAGCCUGAAACAACAUCCAUCCCCAAACCUUUAAAUCUUUCAAAUUCCAUCCAGAAAGAAGCAAAUUAAAGAAAUUCUGACAACUUGAGAAGUUUCUAAAAGCCAGGAUCUUCUUCUGCCCCUUGCCAAUGCCUGUGGUAUGUCUUUUGGGGUUUUUUUGUUGGGUUUUUGGGUGUUUUUUUUCUUUAGAAAUGCAUCCCCUUUCCCUCUUCUGAAAUCUCAUGUACUUAACUAUCUAUAUGUAUAGUUCUGUAAAUGCAUGAAAGUAACAGGCAAAUGUAAUUGAUAUAUUGCCACUAUUUUGAUAAUCUUUCAUAUUGCUAUAAUUAAGACUGAGUAGUUUAAUUGCUCUACUGUCAUCAGAAAUGUUACCCACUGUGCAUUUGCAAAACUUGUGUGUAGAGUCCUGCUUCUUACUGUGUGUACUUAUUGCAUCUUAUGGGAUAUAUUUCCCAUUUACAUCUGCAGGACUAUUACAUUUUAAAAAACUAGAUAAAAUGUAGCAUUUUAUUAUGAGGACUAUGGGAGUGACUUUAUAUAUAUUGAUUUAUAUGUUCGUUAUUAAUCGUUCACAAUGACUCCAUAAGUUGUAGCUUUGAAAUUACUUAGAAAAUCCUGGUUUAGUGCAUCUGAAUUUGCUGUGUUAGACACAGUCAACAUUUUUUCCCAAAUGAAGGCAUUUGUCCUUCACUGAGAUGAUGAUUUCUGUGAUUUUUAGAUUUCUGACUUGAAAAUGAAAUGCCAGAAGGUGCUCUUUAUUAAAUAUUACCGGGCAUGGGAUAAAUUGUGGUAACUGACAUUAGGAAGGGAUGAGAAAUGAGUCUCGUGUGUUACAGAUUCUCAUGAGCUUCAAAGAACAGCUCAGCAGGAGGUGGCUCUUUUUAAGAAGUUUCAGUACUAGCAGGCAGUGGUGAGAUUUUCCUUUUUAGCUAGAUGGACUAAGCAGUAUUACUUUUGAUGGAGUUAUAUAGCUAUAGUUUCUCCUUGUCUUGUUUUCAUUUAAGAAUGAUAAAUGGCACAGUUAGGACAGAUGUCCUAAAUUGAAAGUGAUCCAUUGUGAGGAAUGAAGUUUUUCUCUUGCAUGUUUUGUUCACCUUUUCUAAAAAUAAACAAAUAAAAAUACCCUCAACUAUUAGAAAACUCAUUUUCAUCGGUUACCGAAGUGAUGCAAAUGUCAAGAAAGUUGAGAAAAGAAAGAAAGGGGACUCAUCCAGAUUUAUCUGGAAACUAGUGGAAGGGUGGCCAGAGCUAUUUACAGAUGUGAGGAAAGUAAGUGCCUUGCUCCAGAUCAGCUGUUAUCUUUCCCAGAAACGUAGCUUCCCACAUAAUAUCACAUGCUCAUACUUUUAAGUCCAGAUCUAGCAUUCAGAGGCUUUCAUGUACGUAUUUGUGCAGUAAUUAAUGAUGUCUCUUCAUUUCAUUUUUAUGAAGUACAUAAAAAUAUUUUUCUUUGCCUACAACUGCCCAGCCACAUUUUUUGUUAAAAUCUGAAAUUAUUUUGUGCAUGUACACUCAGGUGCUUAAUUGCUUAGGUUCUUUGCAAUUGGUCCUUUUCUGAGGACAAAUAAACUGCAGUUUGGAGGAAAAAAUGUUAAAGUGAAGGCUCUAAAGAAGAGAAGGCCCAGGGGAAAUCUGAUCAAUGUGUGGGAAUACCUGAUGGAGGGUGGGGAAUGAAGAAGCGACAGCCAGAUUCUUCUCAGUGAUGCCUGUGGAAAGGACAAGAGGCAAUGGGCACAAACUGAAAUAUAGGAGGCUCUAACUUAACACAAGAUGACACAUUGUAUGGUAAGGGUAACCAGGCCUUGGCACAGGGUGCCCACAGAGGUUGUGGAAUCUCCAUCCUUGGAGAUACUCAUCAUGGGGGGCAACUGACUCUAGGUGGCCCUGCUUGAGCAGUUGGAGGCUGGACUAGUUGACCUCCAGAGGUCCCUUUCCAACCUCAUACAUUCUAUCAUUCUGUGAUUCGAGACAUGCCCUGUGGUUGUUUUGUUUGCUUCAGUGUACUGAUUGCUGAAGAAGGUAGGGAGGGGAGAAAAGGAAGAAUAGAUAGGAACUUGUGAUGUUGAGAACAGCCACAAGAAUCUUCUUAAUUUCCUUUUUUGUCGUUUUAAGACAAGUAACAUUUUUCACGGUUUAAGGAAAAGCUAAAUGUGACUUACUGAAGUAAAAUUUUGGUACCAUUUUCAACAUACAGUUCUGUAACGUACAAAACACACAGUUUACAGGAGUGUGAUCACUCCAAAGUCUGAAAGCUACACCAAGGACUAAGAUAAAUAACCUUAUUCUUGGGUACUGACAAUAGUUUCUGUUUAGAAACUGAGUUUAUGUAAUACCUUAGGAACAGUUUAGUUUUAAUAUCUUUAGUAUUUGUUUACAUAAAUCUUACACAUUGUUUAGAUGCCAGUUAUUCCUGCUUACUCUAUUGCGAACUGAGUACAGUAGUUAACUGUUCAUGGUGUUAAACAUGAACAUUUGAAUUCAGGUGAAAAAGAGGACCAAGUUUAUGAAAUACUGAGCUGUCUGAGCAUUUUAGGGAGAUAAUGGAUAUAAUUGUGGUGAAUUCCCAUCUUUUUUGUAUUUAUUUAUUACCAUUUGCAAGAGUGGCUGGGUAGUACAGCCCUUUACUCACCAUCAGAAGAUGGGUUUCCUUUUGUCAGACCUUGGUUGCUCUAGAUUUAUUUUCUUCAUGGCAGUGCCACAGAUUUCUCCACAUAUACACUGUUCUGAAAGUAAUAGAGAUGAAUUAAAAAUACCUGGUUUGGUUGUGAUUUGGAAACUAAUGGCUAGUCUAUGCUUGAAGUUAUUUUGGAAUAGUUACUAAAAGUGAAUUAAAACAACCAGGAAUUGAUGUAUUCACAGGGGGACCUUACAGCUUGUGAUUUAACUUUUGCAUACAGACAAUUACAGUUGCCCCUGAGCCAUCUUAGAGAAAUCUGUAUGAUGUUGAUCAUUCUGGAUCUACCUAGUGAGCAUAAAGCCACUGCAGCUCUUUAGCAUCUUGUGGUGUUUUGCAUUCAUGUCCUUACCAGGCAGAUAAUGGAGUUGGGGGUUGUGGAGAUUGGCCUGAUGUUUGUAAGUGAGGUGCAUGAAUUGCCUGGGGAAAUUUCCUGCUCAUGUUUAUUUCUAUGUGUGAAUGAGAAGGAAUGGUAUCUCCAGACCUUCAAAUUUAAAUAUCUAAACCCAGCACCUGUAUUAAUUUAAAAAUAGUAGGUCUCUCCCUGCUCCCCAUCAAUUAGCCAGCAACAAAAUACUUGCAUUGUAUUUUUGAUUUAAUAGUAUGCUCCAUUUUCUGUCGCAACAAUAGGAGUUUGAGUAAUGUAACAAGAAACUCCUACUGGGUUACCUUUUAAAGACUAAUUUCUAUAAAAGGUGAAAGAGCAGCAAUAGAGGGAAUAGUUCUGGACACUGUUUGUAAAUAGCUGUGCUGUGCAUGCUAUGCCAGUAAGCACCAGAAGCAAAUUAUGCCUUUUUGUAGUAAAUUGAGAAGGACAAAAGGGAUAAUUGCCUCUAAGCACAUUUUCUGUAGCUGGAGGAUAUUUUUUUAAAUAUCCAGAGUAGGUACUGAAGUUAGGAAACUGAUAUCCUGAUCUGAAUUACCCUAUAGAAGAACCUACCUACCCAGUGACAAGACCCUAGGAGACUAAUCUUAAACUGAGGUCUUGAAUUGACCUCUGGAGAAGCAAAGGUCUAUGUAGAUUAUAUAAAAUUUCUGUUGGAAGCUAGUAUGAGUGGAUUCAGAGUAAGGGGUUGCUUACCUUUCAGUGCUCCCAAUUAGUCCCCUAGUUUCACUUGCUUCCACCAAAGGCCACAACUUUCUUUGCUCUGGUUGUUGAACUGUAUCUGAUUGCUCCUUACAAAAUAUCUUGGCUAAAACUAGAAAGCCUUUUUUUUCUAGUAGUUGUUUCCCUCCCCCCCCCCAAUUUGGGUAAUUAGGCCAGCCGAAGGAAAGGGGCAUUUAUCUUCAAUUAAAAGAAUAACAAGCAGCAGGUGGGAGUAUGUUGGUUAUGCAAAUAUUUUAAUUCAAAUUAGCAUAAACGAGGAUAGCCACUCUUCAUCAUGGUUCAAAGCUUCUUAACUUUUACAUAGUUCCUCAGUACCGUGCCACAAAAAUGUCCAAAGGGAGGUUAUUCAUUUGCACCUCAUGACAGUGGUUCGAGCCCUAAAGUAUAAAAUGCUACUGUGAAUAUAUAAGAACAUGCGGGUCCUAACUGGCUUCAAUAAAUUCCCCAACAAAAGUCCUUUGAGAAACAGGUGCUGAGAGGUUUAGAUUAGAAAAGCUAAUAAGAGCAUAUUUAAAGUAUGGUGAAGGCAGUGGUUAGCAAAACCAAGCAGGAGGUUUGUAAACGCAAAGGUGUCUGUGCAUAUGCAGACAUAGCCCAGGCAUGGAUACCAGGCUCCUCCUCAUUUGAAUGCCUUUGACUCAUGUUUCUGUGGUAUAAGGUAGGGGUUUACCUGAACACACACAUACACAAAACAGAGAUGUUAACCCUAUAUUUAUGAAGGAUUUAAAUUAUUAUGGAGAAAUUAUCUAAUGCCUUAUAUUGCUAACUCAAAGAUACUUUCUUUUUAUCUUAAAAAAGUUAACCAGUGAUUUCAAUUUAGUAAAUUAAGUCUGGUUUUCUUCUGAUAUGUUGGAUCAUUUAAAGUGUCGUAAUACUGUAUUGUGCAGUUUUAUUUCGUUACUGCCUGUAUAAAGAAGUUGAAAUUAAUGUCCUCACUGAGUUGUCAGUGUCUGCUAAUUCAGAGAUGACAGAAAAGUGUUAAAAUAUAUUCAACCUAUAAUAGUUAUUUUGCUUUGCACUUAAUUUGUUUCCCUUUUACGGUAUUGCAAAAUGCCAAAUGUACAUAAAAUAAUGAAUAAAUAAAACAAAAAUAAAUUAUUUGUCUAAAUUCA